Molecule: messenger RNA, 2979 nt
Organism: Symbiodinium sp. CCMP2592
Lineage: Eukaryota; Dinophyceae; Suessiales; Symbiodiniaceae
Source: the annotation of a GenBank genome assembly
GAUACCACCAGUCACAGGCCCGAAGAUGAUGGUGCUGGUGCACUUGUCCCAGCAGGCGAACAUCCAGGUCCUAAAGCCCUAGCCCUAGGCGAACAUCAUGGUGAGGAUACCGCCAGUCACAGGCCCGAAGAUGAUGGUGCUGCUGCACUUGUCCCAGCAGGCGAACAUCCAGGUCCUAAAGCCCUAGCCCUAGGCGAACAUCAUGGUGAGGAUACCGCCAGUCACAGGCCCGAAGAUGAUGGUGCUGGUGCACUUGUCCCAGCAGGCGAACAUCCAGUGAAAACAGUGUUUCCUUCAAUCUCUCGAGGUCAACAUAUGCUAGACAUUGAGGGCCGAAUGGACAUGGUGAAGCCAAAAGGUGAAGAGCAGCAGAAGCUUCCGGAUGGCCGCGAAGAGACAAGAUCAGUGAAGAAGAAGCGGGCAGUGGAGAAAGAUCCGCUAGAGAGAGAGGACUCACAGAAGGGCACUAUUUGCACCUUCUCCGUUGUGCUGAAGAGCACGAAAGCCUGCUGCGAGAUUCAGAGUGCAGUCGAAGCACCUUCUCAGCACAAGGGUCAGAAAGAGGACGCACAGUGGAAAGGUCCUGCUUCGGCCAAGGAGUGUACUUCCCGGACCAGCCGUGGAAAGCAUCCGGCACAACCGGCAAAGCCCACACUGCCGAGGAGCGCCUUAGUGUCCUUGACGGGCCAUCCGCCCAGCUCCGAGAAGGUGUCAAAGCAGAAGCACGAGGACGAGGCUCGAAAUCCUACAGACUACAGCAAGGACAAGGAGACGACGGACAUCGCACAGCUAGCCAACGGCUCGGCCCGAAGGCCCGAUUUGUCGGCCAUUCCAACAUCUUGGCAAAGGCAACAAAGGCGCCGUCUGAGCCAGAGCAGCACGCCAAAGUCGACAACAUCCGGCCCCAAUUCGGACGAGCUGUCGGUGGAAAAGCUUCUUCUUGAUCAGUGCCACAAGCCAAAAGUCACCUUGUAUCACAUGCGGGAGAGGGUGCCUGCCAUGGAGAAAGCUGGCAAGGAAGAGGACCUGGCCCGAUUCAAGAAUCACUUGGCGGCCCUUCAUGCGGCAGAGGCUCUUCGGCCUUCAUCCGUCGGCAAACUCGAGGAUGACCACAUUGGCCAGCAUCUUCUCACACUUCAACCCUUCUGGCCAGGCCCGCUGCCAUUGGUUACUUGCAAGGGACUGGUGCAAAGAAGGUGUGAGAGAUUGACGGCAGGCACGAAUAAGAACAUUGCUCGUUGCUUUGAGGUUCUGUGGCCCAAGUUGUCCGAAAACCUCUUCAAUGCAGAAGAGGCCCGAGUGGCAACCCUGGCAAUGAGUCAGGAGGACAAGGUCACAUUUGCACACGACAUUGUUGUGUCUUACUGUCUGCCGGAGAUGAUGCAAAACGAUGAUGUGGCUGGCCUGCAAGAGCUAAGCGAGACAAUGCUGCAGAAGUCUGCGGAUGAGCCCGAGUUGAUGAAAAUUGAGAAGGCAAAGCUCAUGGUGCAAACGGUCCGAGCAGUGGGUGCUUUGGUGCAGAGCCUGCCGGUGAGAGAUGAUCAGCUGGAGGCAUGGACCAAACGGAAGCACAAUCCAGUGCUGUCCAUUGCAGCCACCUCCAAGGUGGCGAAGCUCCUUCAGAGCGCCGCCUGGAGGAAAAGGUUGGACCGAUUCUGGUUGGGCGCGAGUACCCAGGUGCUGCAUGAGCCCGUGGUCCGAGACUGCUUGGAAGAUUUGAAGGGCGGUGAUGAAGAGAAGCUGGAUGCAGCCUGGGCCGACUUACAAGCCAAUUGGGGGGCCUGGUCUCGAGAGUUGAACACUGAGACUCUGGCUUUUUUGGCUGAGGCAGUCCAAAAGCAUUUGGCACUCGAUUUGCAGAAGCUUCAUUCAAGGCUGCUGCAUGCAGAAGAGUCUGAACCGGAAGACACUGCAGAUGCAAGGGCAGCAGAGCUGGUCCGAGUCUUCAACCUUCGAGAGGGCUGGGCCAGGAAAGUCGCGAUCCUGGGUCAGAGCUUUUCUCUAGAAAGAGAGAACUUCCAGUCUACCAUCGACAAGCUCAAUGUGCGACUGAGAAGUCGCAAAGCACUGGCUUGGCUCGAUGCUGCACUGGACCCAGGAAAAGAACUUUCGCCGGAAGAUGUGGAGUCUGCUACAGCGGCACUUUGCCACGUGGGUAUUGCCGGCAAAAGCACCGAGGCCCGAGCCUGGUUGGACCGACUGGUCAAUGAUCCGGCUCUGGGAAUUGCAACGUGCGAGCUGGCAAUUGCGGUGGUGAAAGCUAUGAUGAUUCCACAGGAUUCAGAGCAGCUGCCGAGGCUUUCAAAGACUCUGACAGGGUUGAAGAUUGAACACCAUGUGUCGUCCGGGCCCGGUCAUGACAUCGAAAGCCUCAGUGCCCUGAUCAAGUCUUGGGAUGACUUGCAAGUGGCAUCAUAUAAAGAUCUCGAGGAGGCAGUUGCCAAGGCCCGAGUUUGUCUACAGACGAGCAGCCAUGAUGCAUUCCGCGUGCAGCUGCAAAGUUCAUUCCAGGCCUUCUCGGACCUGAAGCUUCAUGCAGGAGGGACCGACAGCGGCGGAAACUGGAAGGCUGAUUUGCCCAGCGGCCCGAGCGGCCCGACAUGGGAUGCGCUGUGCACACUUGCAAGGCAGACAGUGCUCAGGGACCGACUCCGACCAUUCCACAAGGACUUGGACAAGCAUUUUGCUUCAGUCCAGAAGUCCUUCGCCGAGCUGCAGGAGGCACUGUCGUGGCCAGAUCUGCCGGCUGAGGCCCAGGAGGCCCGAGAUCUUCUUGCUCAGGGGCCUGAGGUUUUCCAGCUCGCACGGAUCACCGGGACCGAGGUCUAUUUCAUGGAGACCAUUCUGUUGGUCCGAUCCGACAGGCAUAGGCCCCGAUUGAAGAAGCGGCUCGACUCGCUGAAGGAGUUCGAUGUGCCUGUGAAGCAGGUGCAUCCUUUGAUUUGGCAGAAGGUCAAUGAAAUCCUAGGCGAGGAGUAG